GUUCUCUGUGACAUGCUCCUUAGGAAAGGCAUUUGAAAAAGAGCCGGUGAAACAUGCACGUUCUUCGAGUUACGUUAAUAUUACUUUUCCACAUCUUCGUAUGCAACACGUCAUCGCACCUGAAGAACGAUCGAGAUGGAUCACCUAAUAACGGCGAAACCUACGUUCGACGUGCUCGAAGAAUCGCAUUGAACGAGUAUCUCGUCCCACCACCGCCACCGCGACCUCACUCGAUUAGGGCAGGACGAGUAGCGAAUCCUUCGCAGAAGGAUACUCCAGGCUACUUCUCGCAACUGAUGAACUGGCUGAAUCCUUUCAGUUUCGGCUCUCCCACGUCUCAAAAGUCGCACCUCGAAACUCCGUACGUUUCACACCCUCAACCUUACGCUCCACCGCCGUUCCAUCAACCCUCCGCUCCACAACCUGACCCAUCGUUUCACCCUCUACUCGGAUCACAAGCCACUCUACCCUUGUAUCCUCCUCUCGCCCCUCCUCCAGCCCAACAUUCCGGUCCACUUCUCACAACUCCUUUCAGCGCGCAUCCUGUCCCACCUCUAAGUCCUCCCCCAAAUCCACAAAUCUACAACGUUCCUCCGGCACCCUUGCACAAUGUGCAACACGUUCCUCCGCCUGGCAGAAGCAUCGACGGUCCUUACGUGCCGGUGAACAAGGGAAAACCCUGCAAUCCUUGCAACAAAAUUCCCUGGAUCCCGAUGCAAGGCGGCGGACAUCACUCGGAGCAGUAUCUGGUCCCUCCGCAACUUUCAGACGGUUAUCUUCCUCCUGGCAAUCAACCGAGCAGUCACGACAUCCAGUACGCAGCUUCGGAUGAGAUUAGAGUCCCGGUGUUCUCUCAGAUACCCGUGGAACAAAGCAGGCAGCAACCUUUGUACCCUGGAUUGAUGCCUUUCUACAAAGCAGAACCCUCCGAUAGGCCAACCCUGAGUAACGCUCCUUAUGUAGACAAUUUGAAGCAGUUCGAAUCGCCACCUGCGCCUGUAACACCGACGCCCAACCACGAGGAAAGAAAUCCUCAGGUGAACACCGAUCAAAGUUACAAUCUAUACGGUAACGAGGAUUUAACGUCGAGUGGAACGCAAGUGAAUCAAGGACACGUGAGUGGUGUAUCUCAGAACCGCGAGGUCGAGAUCAGUAAGGAGCAUUUGGAUCACGAAGGAUCGUUCGGUGGUCCGAUUUUUGACAGCGAACCUGCUGAUCAGAAAUAUCGGAAUAGUCCUUCGACCCCUAAGCAGGAAAAUAAUCGAGAUUUGAGUCAUUCUGUGCAACAUAAACAGAAUACUGUUGUUAACUUCGAAUCGCCUAAUAUUGAGAAUCAUGAUUUUAGCAGUCAGAAUAGUAACGAUUACUACGACUCGUUUAAAUCGAACUUGGAUCACAAUGCUGGUUUGAAUCAUUUGACACCUGAUUCGAAUCCUUCGGCUAGUUUUGGAAAUUCUGAUUUUAAUAAUCAUCAGAUUGGUAAUUCGAAUUAUCAGUACUCGGGCGAUUUGUCGCCUAGUGGCAGUGUUAAUAAGGAUUCACAGGUGACGACUCAGUUGUCUCUUGUGACUGGUUCUUCUGUUCGAGAAGGACUGAUACACUUUGAGGAAUCACCAUUGCUGGAUCUGACGAAGAAAGGUGAAAGUCGUACCGAUACUCAAUGGUCAACAUCCACUGUUGGGUAUACGGAUAUCUAUGGAGUGUCUGACAGUACAAUAAAGACGACCACGGAUUACAAUCUAGGAACUGAUAGUAUCUUCGACGAAGAUACGUCUAGUUUUGUCAAGACAACCGAGUCUUAUUCUUCCUCGGAUAUUCGAAAUAUCAACAGUGUUUUUGGAACGUCGGCGUACGCGGUCGUAAAUUUACCAGAAAAUAAUAGAAAUCAACAGGUUGAAACGUCGACAAUUAACGCACAAUACACAAAUCAACCGAACGUUUUGCAUAAUCCGUUAUAUGGACAGCAAGGAUUUUUGUGGUCGAAUUUGUUGCCGAAUGCGCCAAAUUCGAGGAACGAUUCUUUGAAGAAUCAUGUGUCUUUGAAUCAUCUUGCUCAGUGGAACGAUUCUUCUCCGGAAGAUUCUCGAAAGCAGGAUAGUCAGUAUUCAAAGGACACGAAGGAUACGGUUCAGAAGCAGUUGAGUAUAAAACGAAACAAGCAAGUACAGGUUAUUAUACCAUACACCUCAGAAUACACGCCAAUUCCAUUUCAACACUCUUACGGAGACUGGAGCGUCAAAACUAACUUCGAAAGAACGCAACCGAGAAAAGUUUCUCCUCUACAUGAAGUGAACAUCGAUAACUACCUUCAACAAGAAUCUAGGAACGAUAUUCGAGUUGUCAAUCAGUCGCAGAUUAACUCCAAUGAUUCGAACAAUUUGAACGUGCAAGUCGUAAAAACAAAUAAUUCCAUCGAUGUACGCAGGUUACAAAAGAACAUUGAUAAUUGGACAAUACAAGAGUAUUCGAAACCUACAACGUCCAGCACUAUUUUACCUAGUUCCUUGCAUCCUUACUUAUUACCAUCGAAGAAGAUACCAACGGAAUAUUUAACAACGACAGAACCAGCCAACUAUGCAAACGAAUCGAAAGAUCACCAUGAAAGUGUAAAAACGUAUUCCUUGGCUGGAUUUACUUUCAACGAAGUAGAGCAUGAGGGCUCUACGAGCUACAACAUUGAAAAAAUUCAACCUGACACAACUAUACGAAUCGACGGCUCUAAAGCAACAGCCAGCGGUUCCGGGAUGAAAGAGAAGUCAACAUGGGAAACGUACUCAGUGUCAAUAUUACCUGGGAAUAAAGAAAGAGUUUAUGUGGUAACACCACAACCAGUACCAGAAAAGUCCUCGAAGAACGAUUUGAAAAAGCGAGAAAGAGAGUGGGAAAGAGAAAAUUCACAGAAAAGAAGCGAAUCGACCAUUAACGAUGCAAACAAUAACAAGUCCAACUUAAGCGAAUUCGAGGCCAUCGAGAAGGCUUAUCAGGUACUUCCACAAGCGGUAAAUAAUCUCGCUGUCGCGUCAACAGGGAAAGAAAAUAUUCCUUUAUGGGGUAUUAUGGAACACGAACAAUUUGCUUCGUUGAAUUUAGACGAAACCGACGAAACAGCGUCCGAGGACAUCGUUGAUAGACCAGUACUUUAUUCUGGACAUUCGAAGGUUUCACGUGCUAAACGAUGA
Habropoda laboriosa is the source of this 3179-nucleotide messenger RNA. RefSeq lists its product as uncharacterized. Lineage: Eukaryota; Metazoa; Arthropoda; Insecta; Hymenoptera; Apidae. The coding region runs from base 54 to 3179 and encodes 1041 amino acids. The record is from RefSeq and is a predicted model, not a curated record. The transcript is spliced from 6 exons.